AUGGCGGAGAACAAUCAAGGGCCGCUGCCAACGCUGGCAGAGUACAAGAAAUCCCAGGCACGCGUGCGCGAACUUGUCGAGAAGCGGAGACUUUUGGAAAAACGGCUGAACCAGGUAGAGGAGAGCAUCCUCACCAAAGAAGCAUCGUAUCUCGAAAGCACCCCGAGCGGCAACAUCAUCACUGGAUUCGACAACUACAUGAAAGGCAUCAGCGGUGCGGCCGCGCAAAGACGAAAAUCAGGACCAGCGGACCAAAAUCGUGUCUUCUCCAAGUCUUCCAUGUCAUAUAGGCCGAACAACGGGGAUUCGACACCCGGAUCGACACCAGCAUCACAUGCGCCGACGCCUGUGUCGGCGACUUUUCGAGACAACGGGACUCCUUUGUCUGCGGCGGGGAGCAAGAAUAGCAAAUCGAAGAAGAAGGUAGCGGUGGCGGCAACGCCCGCAGAUAAGGAGGUGGAGGACAGUGAGAAUGACGGGGGCAUGACCAAGAAGAGAACCAAUUUCGGAGCAUCAAGAAAGUAG
Ustilaginoidea virens is the source of this 525-nucleotide messenger RNA. RefSeq lists its product as uncharacterized. The coding region runs from base 1 to 525 and encodes 174 amino acids. The transcript is spliced from 3 exons. NCBI's taxonomy places the organism in Eukaryota, Fungi, Ascomycota, Sordariomycetes, Hypocreales, Clavicipitaceae. Gene Ontology annotation, cellular component: NuA4 histone acetyltransferase complex. The record is from RefSeq and is a predicted model, not a curated record.